This is a messenger RNA of Cornus florida, 6583 nucleotides long. Its product is annotated as DNA polymerase zeta catalytic subunit. Gene Ontology annotation, cellular component: nucleus; zeta DNA polymerase complex. Bases 191 to 6424 code for a protein of 2077 amino acids. The transcript has 23 exons. Gene Ontology annotation, molecular function: DNA binding; DNA-directed DNA polymerase activity; nucleotide binding. Lineage: Eukaryota; Viridiplantae; Streptophyta; Magnoliopsida; Cornales; Cornaceae. The record is from RefSeq and is a predicted model, not a curated record. Gene Ontology annotation, biological process: double-strand break repair via homologous recombination; error-prone translesion synthesis.
AAAUUCGAAAAGUUGUCCACUCAAGCGUACAGGGGAAGUUUCAAACUUCUUCUCAUAUAUAAAGCCCUAAAACCGGCGCCAAAUGAACACUCGUUUCUCUGAACUUCUAAGUUCAUGUCUUCAUCAUCGUCUCAUUUCUGUAAAGCUUCUUAUACAAUCAAUACACGUCUGUAAAUUGAUAGAAGAGUAAAUGGCAGAUACACAGCCCGAUUCAAAUGUUUUCAGUGUUCGAAUCGUCUCGAUCGAUUACUACAUGUCCCCUCCAAUUCCAGGCAUCGAUAUUUGUUACAGUAGUUUUCAAGGUGGGAAGGUGAACGAGGUUCCUGUAAUAAGAGUAUAUGGUUCAACUCCGGCGGGCCAGAAGACCUGUUUGCAUAUUCACCGAGCUUUACCUUAUUUAUACGUUUCGUGUGAGGAUUUAUUGAUUCAACCACAUGAAGAAGGUGAUAGGUGCACACAUUUGAUAUCUCUUGCUGCUGAGAAAGCGUUGAAGCUUAAAGGAAAUGCUGGUUCAAAACGACAACAUGUGCAUGGUUGCAGUCUUGUCCGGGCAAGGAAGAUUUAUGGUUAUCAUUCAUCAGAAGAGCUUUUUGCGAAGAUAUACCUCUAUCAUCCUCACGAUGUCUCUCGUGCUGCCAAUCUUCUACUGGGAGGUGAAAUCCUAGACAAAAGUUUACAGCCCCAUGAAUCACAUAUUCCUUUUCUUCUCCAGUUCCUGGUUGACUAUAACUUGUAUGGGAUGGGUCUUCUGCAUGCAUCGUCUAUCAAGUUCCGCCAUCCAGUGCCAAAUGCUCUCUCCAGAAGGAAGGGUACUUACAAUGGACAACAGGGACUGGGUGCAGAGUCAAGUGGCAAUGCAUGUUUAGGUUCACCAGUUUGGAUAUCAUCAACAAUUCCAGAUGGAUGGGCGUGGCACUUUUCUACUCAACCUGAUGCUUCUUCGGAUCAGAACAUUCACCUUGUUAGACGUCAAAGUACUUGUGAACUUGAGGGAGACACUACAGUUGACGAGAUCCUUAAUCAGCAGUUUAAAAUGUACUCAUCCCUCUCACAAACCUGUUCAGACGUCAAAAUGGUUCAGUCACUAAUUCCAAUUUGGGAGGAAUAUGAAGGGUCUGGGAUACAUGAAGCAGCUAUACAUUAUGACCCUGGAAAGCCACAUCCACAAGAUGUUUUGAAGACUUUCUCACAUGGGCUGGAAUUUGUGAAUAAACUUACGGAACUAUGCAGUGAAGCAGAAAAUUCUUCUUCCUGUAACCCAUUUGAGAAAGAUGCUAGUCCCGUGCCAUCAAUAAGAUCUUCAACUGAUGGAGGAAAUAUGUUUGGACUAGGGAUUGUGCACUCUAAAAGUGACUGUGGAGAACCUUCAAAAGGUUUCAAAGUUAGUUCUGGAACAGCAUCUAUGUUGUCACAACGUUUGGCUUGUGAAGAGAUAUCUGAUGAGGGGGGCAAUUUUUGUCUUGAACAGAUUCUUGUUCCUGAUAUGCAAACAUCUGAGGAAAUUAGAAGUUCAAAUUUGAAGAUUGCGGAUAAGGAAGGUUUGGGACUUCUAAGGUGGCUUGCCUCUUCUCAAGCUGCAGAUGAUAUAAACUCUGAUGAUGAACUUGUCUGUGAGCCUAUUUUGAGUCCCUUGUUGCCUGCAGCGACCAUUGACAAGGUGUUGGAGAAAGCUAAUCUGGAUUAUGAGAGUGAAUCACAACAAGAGUGUCAGGACAUUCUUGAUUCAAUCGAGGAUUCAACUAACCUUGAAGUGUUAAAUAAAAAAGCUUCUUGUUCCACAGAUCCUAGCUAUGCCUAUCAAACUUCACCGAUGAAAACAAUUGCACAACUGGAUGGCUUUUCUAAUGAUCAAAAUCCAGUUACUAAUGUUGGUAGAUCCCCUAAACUGGAGAUAAACAUUGAAUUGGGGAGGCUUUCUCAAGACCUGGUGCAGAAAGAAACCAGCUCAAGCUUUGUAAAUAAACACAAAAGGAAGAAACCAUUGUGGGGUUCCUUGCCCUUUUCCUUGACCAAAAAGCGUAAUGAUGAUAUUCAACCUGUCUGUACAAACAUGAGUGAUAGAAGUGGCAGUGAAACCAAAGAUGGUUCAAUUACUAGUUGUCAGGCUGAGGCAGACAAAUGUUGUGAUGAUUCAGUUAGCAAUGCAGACAGGAAUCCUGAUUCAAAUGAUGCAAGUGCGUUAGUUGGAUGCUCUGUGCGGGACUUGAUGAGGAGAAAGCGAUGCUACCGUAUCGAGACUCCUGAAUCCAAGUCUCGAAGAGUUGAAAAGACUUCUUCAGAAGAGGAACAGAAAGAAGUCCCAUUUUCCUUAAAAAAACGUUUAGAAUUUCCAACACCAUGGAAUGAUGGCCAAGACAAGAGGCCUCUUGAAUGUGCCUAUUCCUGUCCUUCACUUGCUGGUGAGCUUAUCAAAUUUAAUGAGUGGAAUCCACGUGUUACAACUUCUUCACUGGAGGGGUGUGGCGAGGCUUGUGAUGUCAAAGCUGCCUAUUCUAGUUAUUCUGCACAUGACAAACUACCUCUUUCCUCUAGCAAUCCUGGCUCUUCAUGGGUUAAUACAUCUAGAGACGGAUGUGUUGAUUCUUGUGGAGUUGAUGAUGAGGCCGGCAUACAAAGAAAAGCCGGUUCUGGGAACUUCAUAAUUACAGGUCUCCCUCCAUUGAAUACAGGAACUAAAGAAUUACCACAGUUCCUUAACACUGAUUGUCGAAAUUCUCUAGCAUCCUUGGGCCAUUGUGAGAAUGAUAGUCAUACACAGUCGGACUCUCUUGUAAAUUGUAUAGAACCUGUAACUUCUGAUGUAUAUAUUUCCAAUCCCAAUCCAUUUGUUUCAAUGUUGAAGUUUAACACUGAUGAUAAUCUUUUGGCUAGUGAGAGGUUGCUGCAAAGAGAUACAACUACUACAAGAUGUUUAUCGAAAUCUGUUGAAAGCGAAGUUUUAGUUAGAGAUGAUUACGUCUGCAAAAAUGCCUAUGAGAGGAGAACUUCGACGCAUAGAAUAGAUGAGAUGUCUCCUGAAUAUUUUGAAGGCAUGGAGGCCGUGACCAUUGCAACUUUUUUACAAUUUGAAAAUUGUGGUGGUGAACAACAUGGUGGAGCUACUGGUUUAUCAUGUUCUGACAUGGAAGCAAAACCUGGAGACCUUGUCGGCAUGACUUUUUAUAAGAAACCGCCAAAAAUAGACUUGGCAGAUGGGACAUCUGAAAAUGCUUCAAUGCCCUCGACUUUACCUAAUCGUGCUUCUCUACCGGGCAUGGAAAAUAAUGAAGGAUUAUCAGUUCGGGGAAAAGUUACAGAUGAGUUACUCCCAUUUUUUUGGGGGGACAGCCUGGAAGAGAAAGAAAUACAGGGUAAUAGCUGUACAGAUAAUGAUUCUGAUCAUCAUCAAGAAACUGUUGUGGGUGUUCCCACUCACUGUCAAAAUGAUGGCUCUUACUUAUACAUUCUGACAUCUGCAUUAUCGCCCCCAUCUGUAGAAAGUGUUCGUAGAUGGCUUAUGCAAUAUGAUGCAGGCUCCUCCGGUAGUCAGUACAGUUCACAAGGUUCUCCGGCUGAUACUUGUAAGAAGUGUCCACCGCAAUCUAGUUCUGUAUCUGACGUGAAGUCCAUCCCUAAUCAACUAAACCAGCAAACCCAUGGAAACUCCAAUGCUCAAGGUAAGCCCUCUCAUAAUGGGGUGACAGCCAAAUGUGACGGAAAUAUUAUGGAUGUAAAAGAACACACUGAUCACUCACAAGAUCUCUCUCAGAUAUCUGGACCAGAUGGGAAAUCAAAAUCUACUCCUUUAAGUCAAAUUGGAUUCAGAGAUCCAGCAAGUAUUGGUGGGGGGCAGCAGCUAACAUUGUUAAGUAUAGAGAUUCAAGUGGAAACCAGAGGAGAUUUACUGCCUGACCCCCUGUUUGAUGCCAUCAAUAUCAUAGUUCUUGCUACUCAGGAAGAUAGCGAUAAUAUCCAUGAUGUUUAUGUUCUUAUGCGAAGUAAAAACGAAUAUAUUCAAAGAAAUCUUGAUGGGAUAUCUGGUUGCGAGGUGUUGGUUUCCUCUGAAGAGAAGCACUUACUCAACCAAUUUAUAGAUAUUAUUUCCACUUUUGAUCCGGAUAUAUUAAUUGGCUGGGAUAUUCAAGGUGGUUCCCUUGGAUUUCUGGCUGAAAGGGCUUCACAUCUUGGCAUUAGUUUACUAAAUAGCAUAUCUCGGACGCCAUCUGAUAUGAAGGUAGCUGCUCUUGAUUUGGAUGUUCCUGUGAGAGGAAUAUCAGAUAUUUUACGUCCUGAACCUUUGAUUUCGGAUACUGUUCAAGUUGAAAAUGCAGUAAUUGAGGAUGAAUGGGGCCGAACUCAUGCCAGUGGCGUCCAUGUUGGUGGUAGGAUUGUUCUUAACGUUUGGCGAGUGAUGCGUGGUGAAAUUAAGCUGAAUAUGUACACAGUUGAAGCUGUAGCUGAGGAUGUUCUGAGGCGAAAAAUUCCAUCUAUUCAUUGCAAGGUAUUGACAAAAUGGUUUUCUAGUGGUCCUGGACGAGCAAGAUAUCGAUGUAUUGAAUAUGUUGUGGAGAGAGCUAAGUUGAACCUCGAGAUAAUGAAUCAACUUGAUAUGAUAAGUCGAACAUCAGAACUCGCCCGGGUAUUUGGCAUAGACUUUUUUUCUGUUCUCUCUCGAGGUUCACAGUAUCGUGUGGAAUCUAUGUUACUGAGAUUGGCACACUCACAAAACUAUCUUGCCAUCUCUCCUGGGAACCUACAGGUUGCUUCGCAACCCGCAAUGGAGUGCCUACCUCUUGUGAUGGAGCCAGAAUCUGGUUUUUAUGCAGAUCCAGUUGUUGUUUUGGAUUUUCAGUCGCUUUAUCCAUCAAUGAUAAUUGCAUACAACCUCUGCUUUUGUACAUGCCUCGGAAAUGUUACGCCUUCGAAGGCAAACACACUUGGUGUUAGUUCAUUCUCACUAGAUGCACGUGUUUUGCGGGAUUUAAAAAAUGAAAUUCUGCUUACUCCAAAUGGUGUUAUGUAUGUUACUUCAAAGGUUCGUAAAGGUAUACUACCUCGCUUACUGGAGGAAAUAUUAUCAACUAGAAUUAUGGUGAAAAAAGGAAUGAAGGAGUUGGCUCCUUCACAGCAAGUUCUUUACAGGAUAUUUAAUGCAAGACAGCUUGCUCUGAAGCUAAUAUCGAAUGUAACGUACGGCUAUACAGCUGCUGGAUUUAGUGGUCGGAUGCCUUGUGCAGAACUUGCCGAUAGUAUUGUUCAGUGCGGCCGUAGAACACUAGAAAGUGCUAUUUCAUUUGUAAAUGCACAUGAUAAGUGGAAGGCUAAAGUAAUUUAUGGUGAUACUGAUAGUAUGUUUGUCCUCCUUAAAGGGCGAACUGUUAAAGAAUCUUUCCAGAUUGGACAUGAGAUUGCUUCUACAAUAACUGCAAUGAAUCCACAUCCUGUCACACUGAAAAUGGAGAAGGUCUAUCAUCCAUGCUUCCUCCUUACUAAGAAACGCUAUGUUGGUUACAGUUUUGAGAGCCCCAACCAAAUCAAACCUACUUUUGAUGCUAAAGGUAUUGAGACAGUACGCAGAGAUACUUGUGGGGCUGUGGCCAAAACAAUGGAGCAGUCGUUGCGACUUUUUUUUGAGCACCAGGAUAAUAAUAAGAUCAAAGCUUACUUGCAGCGUCAAUGGACUCGGAUAUUAUCCGGCAGGGUUUCUCUUCAGGAUUUUGUUUUUGCAAAGGAGGUUCGCUUAGGUACCUAUAGUACAAGGGCAUCUUCGUCACUCCCACCAGCAGCAAUUGUGGCAACUAAAGCAAUGAGAGCAGACCGCAGGGCGGAGCCACGGUAUGCAGAGAGAAUACCUUAUGUCGUAGUCCAUGGCGAGCCUGGGUCUCGCCUGGUUGAUAUGGUAGUAGAUCCACUAGAUCUUCUGGCAAUAGAUGCCCCCUUCAGGUUAAAUGAUUUAUAUUACAUCAAUAAACAGAUAAUCCCAGCUUUACAGAGGGUAUUUGGCCUGGUUGGAGCUGACUUAAACCAGUGGUUUUCGGACAUGCCUCGCCCAGGACGGGAAGCUAUCACGAAAUUCAACUCUUACGCUCCAAAUUCGCAUCGAACCAGAAUUGAUUAUUACUAUUUGUCAAAACAUUGUAUCCUGUGUGGUGAGCUGGUCCAAGCUUCAGCCCAUAUAUGUGGUAAAUGUCUAAAGAAUGAAGCUGCUGUUGCAACAGCUUUGACCGGAAGAACUUCAAAAUUGGAGAGAGAGACUCAACACCUUGUUGCAAUGUGCCGGCAUUGUGGAGGUGGUGAUGGGCUGAUGGAAAGUGGAAUAAAGUGCACAUCGCUGGCAUGCUCAGUGUUCUAUGAGAGGCGGAAAGUUCAGAAAGAACUGCAGGCCCUAUCCACUGUAGCUACGGAGGCAGGUUUAUAUCCAAGGUGUAUGGUUGAAUGGUUUUAAAUGUCGGGAUGCUCCUGUCCGGUCUUACUAGAUCACGAAUCUAGGAAUGUACUCUCUACAAUGUGUUAUUUUUACCUAUUUGGUUCGGCGGUGUAAUAUAGUUGUAUAUUAUGUGAUUUAUGUAUGUAAUUGUUGCAUCUUAUUUUGUGAUUUUUAGAA